AUGGAAGGCUGGGCGCAGCAUGCCUCGGAGUUUUGGGGUCCUGAAGUGUCUGGGGGUAGGAAAGCAGAGAACUUGGAGACGUUGCCCCGAACUUCGCGUGGCAAUGCCCAAAAGGCUGCCAAGGAUGACCUGGCAGCGUUGCGUGCCAGAAGCAGCAAUUCCCUCCACCUGAUGACCCGUUUCAUGGUUGCGCCUGAAAGCAAGUGUCGUGCACGCAUCAUUUCCUAUGUGCUGGGUCCUGAAACCAGGGCGGCUGGGCUCAUGUUUCACGAGCUACGUUCCGCAGAAAUGACAAAGCGCUACUACAGCUCAUGGUCCCACUGGUCGUGGAUGAGCGUUGCCACGGAAACCGUUGCCACCCUCAGCAACCUGAAGCUGUUGGACCGGAUUGGCAUGAGUUGCAGUGCAGCUUCAUCUCGGGACCCUGCAGCCAUUGCAGCAGAUGAUGUUCUUGCAAGACAGAUGUUCAAGUUGGCUUGGUCUUUGCUGAAGCACAGAGCAGGCUCAGCACUUUGGAACACCAACGGAGCUGGGAGUUCGGCAGGAUUGGUGCAUGAGGAAGCUGGAAAGGAACGUGUGAACCGAAAUGGCUCCCUGUUAGGGCAGCAGCUUCUUGUCGGACACCCCUUCACGACGCCAGUGUACCGCUGGAUUCUGCGUCCCCUCUCCAGUUGUGAUUUCGAAGUGGUGCCAGAGAUGGUGUUAAGCUAUCUCCAUAUGUGGUGGGGGUCCUUGUUGAAUUCAAAACUUGUAGAAGAUGCCAAUCAAUUGCAGAGAACAGAGGAAUUGCGGUGUGUGGCCUCCAAAAGGGUCUCGUGCCAGCAAGGAUGGUAUACCCUGACACAGCAUCAGCUUCUCCGCAAGAAUGAACGCACAGAGGUACAAGCACAGAGUGAUGUGAGAAUGGAAGCAGAUUUCAACUUUGAAGCGUUGUUCCGCUUCACGCAAAAACGAGAAAUGGAUGUUGAAGAAAGUGCUGAUUUUCGUUUCUUGCAAGACAUCACCAAAGACAUCACUUGGCCUAGCUUCACUCCUGCAAGCGCGCAAGAAUGUCUGAGCAAUUUCGCCUUGCUUGGCAAAAUAUGUCAGGAAGAGCCAGUCGAUUGGGGAAAGGUUGAGAGCUCACAAUGGGCAUCUUUCCUGCCGCCAGGCCACGUUAUUGUGCAACAAGGUUGUCCUGCACUGGUGCUUCGGGCUUACCGCAGAGCGUGUUUGGUGUGGCCUCUCGAAAGAGGCCCCUUGAGGUCUGUGAAGUUCCUGAACGUGGCAAGCCUAAGCUGGGCUUUUUGCUUUGAUGUGGCAGAAGUUCAAAUAGAAACUGUGACAGCCCGAUCUCCUCUUGCCAUGAUGGGCACGGAAUUGGAAAACCACGGCAUAGUGUUGGAAACCGGAACUUCGACUGGGCUUUGGGAGUGGCACGUAGAGCAUGGUUUUCCCAGUGUGCGAGAAGAUGCUUUGCGCUUUUUGUGUGCAAAAUAUGGCAUUGACUUGUCAGAGGAGCAGGGCGAAGAUGCAGAACUUCAUUUGGUAGUCCGGUGUAUGCUACACUUCGACCCAACACUGACGCAGGCAGAGGUGACAGAACGCGUGCUUCAGCGUGCUGAACUGCAAGUUGAAACUUUGGAAACAACAGAGGCUGAAAUCUCGGAGGCGGUUCAAGACACCUUGCUGCCUGGUGAACAACGGAAGGUCGUCGACAUAGUGACUACACAUGUGGCAAAGCGAAAGGACAGUGGUGCUGUGAUCAAACGAGCUGAAGAAUCAUAUUCCCGAACCAUGAAAUUGCUUCCGCCCAACAAGGAGGCAGAGAAAGUUCGAAGGCAAAAGGAAAAAGCAGAGACCGAAGCCUUGAAGUGUCAGCAGCGCAUCUACGCGCGAAGAACCUCCUCAGCCCAUGAGGCGUUGCAAAAGUCAUUGCCAAUUGGCGCUCGCGCGUACGCUGACGAUUUGAAUGGCAGAUGGAGAUUAUCUUUUCGAGGACACACCAAGUCAAUUUCUUGGACCGCUGCAGGAGCAGAAAAAGCUGCUGCUGCAGCAAUCAGACAGGUUUGGGCCUGGAGUGUUCAACAAGGAACGGGGGACACCCCGGCAGCAGUGUUGAAAACACUGGCAGAACUUGACCGCUCCGUCAAGUGA
Molecule: messenger RNA, 2136 nt
Organism: Cladocopium goreaui
Lineage: Eukaryota; Dinophyceae; Suessiales; Symbiodiniaceae
Source: the annotation of a GenBank genome assembly